GUGGCCAUUCAAGCCAAAGAGGGUGCAGAAGCAGCUCAAACGGAUGGGGAUUGGGAGGCUGACGGCUUUGAGAUUGAGGAGUCUCCUUUUGCCGACGCAUGGGCUCCGCCGGUCACUGCCAUGCUUUCUGGGUCGCCACCGCCCAUGACAGCACGAGGGUUGCCGAGACAGCCCCCCGAGCCUCCGAAGAAGCCCGAAGUGAAGGAAAACGUCCUGCUCUCCUGUGCAGCACAGGUUGCUGGCCCUGCUGCACUCUUCGCGGCAAGCAUGGCUGCUGAAGCUGGCCGCAGUGCAGCCGCGCGCAUGACUGCGGCCUUUCCCAUCCCGGCAUGCAGCGAGGUGCAGAAGGCAGAGCCGGCCCAGGAGCCGGCACCACGUCCACUGCGCCGGCGGCGCUCCUCUCUGUCCCUACCAAAGGGCGAAACGAGGCUGGCGAAGAACGCCGCCUCCGCAAACCCCACCGCCUUGAUCGAGGAGGAUGCGGUAUCUGUCCACAUGGAAGUCCUGCCGAAGGGUGCGCUAGGACUGCCGCCUCCUUCACAACUGCCAUCCUGGUGGCAAGAUCUUGGCCUUCUUCGGGACGACCUGACAUGA
Messenger RNA from Symbiodinium sp. CCMP2456, 594 nucleotides. The record is from the annotation of a GenBank genome assembly. Lineage: Eukaryota; Dinophyceae; Suessiales; Symbiodiniaceae.